CAACGUUCUCCUUUUUGACUGCCCAAAAAAAUUCUCUAGGGUUUGACUGUCCAAAUUCCAAAGCCGUCAUCAAUUCCCACUUCUCUAGGGUUUGAGGAAAAGCUUUUAUCAAUCACCAGUUCCCGGUUCCCCUUCCAUCACUCCCAAUGGCGAAUUCCCAGGACUCUGGCCGUCAAGCCGUCCACCUCCUCCUCGUCCCGCUCCCGGCUCAGGGCCACCUAAUCCCCCUCCUCGACCUCGCCCACCAACUCUCCAACCGCUUCGCCGCCGCCGGCGCCACCCUCUCCCUCACCGUCCUCGUCACCCCGGCCAACCUCCCCCUCCUUGACUCCUUCCUCUCUGCCGUCCCCUCCGCCCGCCCCCUCGCCCUUCCCCUCCCGGCCCACUCUUCCUUCCCGGCAGGCGUCGAGCACAUACGCGACCUCCCUCCCCAGGGCUCUGCCGCCGCCCUCAUCCGCGCCCUCUCCCUCCUCAGCCCCGACGUCCUCCGCUGGGCCCGAUCCCAUCCCCAACCCCCCUCCGUCCUCCUCUCCGACUUCUUCCUCGGCUGGACCAACCGCCUCGCCGCCGACCUCGCAGUCCCACAGAUCGUCUUCUACUCCUCCGGCGCCUUCGCCGUCUCGGCCAUCGACCACCUCUGGCCCCGCAUGCCACGCCGCGAGGACGGCGACGGCCCCGACGCCCUUACCGUCCUCUCGGACCUCCCCUCUUCUCCGGUCUUCCCCUUCGAUCACCUCCCCGGCGUUUGGCGCCGGUUCAGGGCCGGUGACCCGGACUGGGAGUUUGUGCGGGAGGGGUUCCUCACCAACGUCACCGGCAGCUGGGGGGCCGCCAUCAACACCUUCGACGCCCUUGAGGGCCCCUUCCUCGCCCACCUAAAGCGGGCCUAUCGCCGCGUAUGGGCGGUGGGGCCCAUCUCCCCGGCCGGUCCCGCGACGGGGCGGGGUGGCCGGAGCUCCGUCCCGGAGGAAGAGGUGGCGGCUUGGCUGGACGCUUGCCCGCCGCGGUCGGUGGUGUACGUCUGCUUCGGGAGCCAGUACACGCCGAAAGAAAAGCAGGGGCUGGCGCUGGCGGCGGCGCUGGAGCGCAGCGGUGCGCGGUUCGUGUGGGCCGCCGGCAGCGGCGGUGCGGUGGUGCCGGAGGGUUUCGAGGGGCGGGUGGCGGGGCGGGGGCUGGUGGUGCGGGGCUGGGCACCGCAGGUGGAGAUACUGAACCACCGGGCGGUGGGGGCGUUCGUGACGCAUUGCGGGUGGAACUCGGUGCUGGAGGCGGCGGUGGCGGGAGUGGCGCUGCUGGCAUGGCCGAUGGGGGCGGACCAGUUCGUGAACGCGAGGCUGCUGGUGGAGGAGUUGGGGGUGGCGGUGAGGGUCGGGGAGGCGGUGGAGGGGACGCCGGAGCCGGAGGAGCUGGCGAGGGUGAUGGCGGAGGCGGUGGCGGAAGGGGCGUGGCCGGAGAUGAGGGCCCGGGUGGCGGAGCUGGGGAGGAAGGCGGCGGAGGCGGUGGCAGAAGGGGGGAGCUCGUAUCGGGAUCUGGAGCAGAUGGUCAAGGACCUCUCCGAGCUGCCUCCGUAGAGGUGAAGUGGUCUAUAAAUUAAACUUAUAUUUGGGAUACAUGGAUGUAUCGUGAAGUACGGAUUAUGACCUCUCUAUUUCAUGAAAUAGUUUUCUUUUGAUAUUUGAUUGAAGAAAUAAAAAGGAAGAAGUAAGUUUAUCCAUUGUCGUGAUUAAUUGGAUUUUAUCAUAUAUAUGAAAUUAUCUUUCUCUUUUUAAUAUA
This is a messenger RNA of Elaeis guineensis (African oil palm), 1773 nucleotides long. RefSeq names its product flavonol 3-O-glucosyltransferase UGT89B1. The record is from RefSeq and is a predicted model, not a curated record. Gene Ontology annotation, molecular function: UDP-glucosyltransferase activity. NCBI's taxonomy places the organism in Eukaryota, Viridiplantae, Streptophyta, Magnoliopsida, Arecales, Arecaceae.